AUGCCCGCCGAGAUCCUACCUCGACAAGAGCCUUGUCCAACUCCUAUCACCAUUACUGUCAUUCAAGCUCCCCCAGAGGCCACAAUGGUUGCAGCAGACCCGAGUUCUCUAGCAAGCUUCUUCUCUCAUGUGUCAGCGGUUGAGUCUGCAGGAGUACUCCAGCAAAGUCAGAACCGUCCUACCGACUACACCACAAUACCAGAAACUACACCGUUCUUAUUCUCCGCUACAGCCUCAGCCCCAGCAGCUCUUGGUACUGAUCUUCCAAACGACGAUUCAGUGAUAUACAUCAGCACAGGACAAACCUCAGCUGCUGUCGCUACAACUGUAUUCAGUUUUCCUGCCUGGGAUACUCCGAAGACAAACAUUGCGUCAGAGGCCUCGUCAACAAGCUCAGCGUCGGAUUCUAACAAUGACGGCACAAUCACUAUCACAACGUACGUAUCGACUGAGACGAUUACGCCCUUGACAACAGUCUACACUCCCUCAUCGAAUCUCUCAAUCACUGCCCGAGGACUUGAGAAGAGACAGACAUGCUCGAUGGUGUUUGCACCUAUAAACGGUGUAUGGGCGUCUUGGUGCAACAACUGGCAAGGAACACUGGUGAUAUUGCCAACCACAUUCGAGACAACAAAACUCAUGACAACACCUCCAGGUAUUGAUCCUAUUCCCCAAAGUGUAUACGAUCCUUCUGGGACGCUGUCGCAUGGAGCAAACACAGCUGGUAAUACCACACUAGAGCAGGCUACUUCAACGUCCAUACCCAGCUCUAUCCCGAAACCACCAUCUGAGCCUACAUCUACGUCGACAGCCGCCUCUUUGCCUGCACCACCCGCGCAGCCGAGCUCGACUUCAGCAGCUAGCAUUCCUGCAGUUCCAACUUCGUACGGUAAUACUACAUCCCUCAGCUCGUCGCCAUCCAAAAGUAGUGUUGUUGUGACAGGUACUGUCAUCGUCACGCUGCCAGUAACAACAAUUACUCAGACCUAUGGAGACGCAGGAUCAACGUCGUCCAGUGCGGGCUCGGUCUCUACCGCUUCGCCAGCACCAGCACCAUCCUCGUCAUGUGGCGAAGUUGCCGAUUUUGCUGUCACAUUUGAUGACUUGCCAGCCUAUUCAACGAACAAUCCUAACGACACUGCUACACCGCCAAUUUUCAGUCCCUACGUUCACUUCUCUUGGUCGAGUGGGUACGGGUAUGGUCCACCUCCACCAGCUCCAUUCUCACCAGUUGAUGGGGAUCAAUUGGCCAUCUAUGACCCAACAGAUGCUGGCAACAUCAAUACCGCUGGCUUGCAGGGUCGAGAUCUUCCUGGGUCAUUCGGUGCCGGACAACGAGCGUACAAUAGCACCUUUUGGUUCAAUCCUUGGGCUGUUUACAUUGGCUGCAACAAUACAGUAUCGAACAUACCUUGCACUCUCAAAGUAACGGGUUAUCAAUGGCAGGCGACUGUCUCCCCAAGCACCAGCCUUGCUGACGGCCAAGAAGUCGUUGCUGUUGAAGCAGUGUUCCCUGCUCCAGGCAUAUGUAUGAAGCCACCAUGUGCAUUAAGCAAGAUCUCCUUUGAUGCCAGCAAGUUCUUCAAUUUGUCAUCCAUUCGGUUCGAGGCAAAGCAAGGAGAGCUAGAGACUGGCUUCUUCCUUGACUCAGUCCAAAUUGUAUGGGCCAACCGCACCUGCGAAGCUGGUCUUGAGCGACAGGGUUCACGCAAAUAG
Molecule: messenger RNA, 1716 nt
Organism: Lithohypha guttulata
Lineage: Eukaryota; Fungi; Ascomycota; Eurotiomycetes; Chaetothyriales; Trichomeriaceae
Exons: 2
Coding region: 1-1716 (571 amino acids)
Source: RefSeq, a predicted model, not a curated record